CGCAAAACUAUCUUUGUACGAAGUACCUUUACAUGGCUUUCUGCCCGCUCUUGCCUCCCCAUGCUGUCCCCUGUUUCCCUCCUCUUCCAACAACAAAAUGCUGUUUCUUUCUAAUGGAGCCAUUGAAACUUAUGCCACUGCUUCGGGGUAUAAAAUAUCUGAAUCUCUUCUCUCUCAUUUUUUUUAGAUGUUUAUCUUAUUCCCUAUAUCGCGAUUUUAAGCAUUCCCCUUCUCCGUUUCCAUUAAAAUUUGGUUUCCUUCCACUUCCGUUGCAUUCCUUAUCCACCAUUCAUCAAUCCAGACAUUCGGUUCACCACUCUGCAUUGUUAAUUGCGAUCCUUCCAUCGGUUUAACCCCAUUAUAUUAGCAAUUUGCAAUUUUUGUUUUUCAAAAUUUGGGAUCUUUCCGGUGUACAAUCCUUUAUUUCUCCGCAAGAAAUUUUGCAACUUUUAAUAAAUGAUUGAUCUUCGGUUGAACUUUGAAAUGUCACAAUAACGUUUUAUUGAGGGCAGAGGGAGAGGAAAAUGAAGCUUCUAGUGCGAGUGAUUGAAGCGCGGAUCAUGCCGGGAAAUGACCAAAAUGGGCUCAGUGAUGCCUAUGUGAAAGUGCAGAUGGGGAAGCAGAAGUUCCGGACGAAGGUGGUGAAGAAAUGCGUGAACCCAUCAUGGUGUGAGGAAUUCGGGUUUCGGGUUGAAGAGUACAAGGAGGAAGAGCUGGUGGUUUCUGUUCUUGGAGAAGAUAAGUACUUCAAUGACGAUUUUGUGGGCCAGGUUAAGAUCAACAUUUCCCAGGUUCUUGAAGCUGAUGGGAAGUCCCUUGGAACUGCUUGGUACACUUUGCAUCCCAAGAAUAAAAAGGCUAAGAAUCGGGACUGUGGUAUAUAAGCUUCUUCUUCUUGUUCCUUGUAAUAAACGGUGAUUAAUUUAGAAUCAUUUCAAGUCACUAAUGAAGUAUAUAUGCAUCUACUAAGCUAAAAGUGGUGUAAAAAUCUAUGAUCUUUAUCAUUAAUCUAAUUUGUUUUUCCAGGCCAAAUUCUUCUCACGGUUUGUUUCUCUCAAAAUAAUUCGUUCGCCCCAGACAUGCAGGCCGGAGGUGAUCUUGUUCCCUUUCCAUCAAAGAAGCAUAGUGCGGAUGUUGCAGGAAAUGAAUGCGUUUCAAGGUCUUCCUUUGGCUCAUUCAAUUUCCCGUCCCCAACGAGGUUAGAAGAAGCCAGCUCAUUCAAAGAAGAAAAACCGAGUUCGCAGACCUUAGUUGGCCGGCUUUAUCAAAUGUUCAACAAGAACAGCGAUGAACUAGCUGCAACUUCUGCAAAAUGUCCAGAUGUUUCUGAAAAUCUCUGUACAUUGGAUAAUAAGGAGGAGGGUUCACAAGAGGAGCAGUCUUCAUCAUCACUCAGCUUUGAAGAAAUGAUGAGAAGCAUGGAGAUGAGGGAACAAGAGAGUGAAAUUCCAAGUAAAUUGCCAGGAGUAGCAGUAGACCGAGUUUUUGCAAUCGCACCACGUGAGCUCAACUUAAUCCUCUUCUCUCCCGACUCAACCUUCCUCAAAUCGUUAAUAGACACCCAAGGAUCCACCGAGUUGUGUGUAGGUCCUUGGAAGUUCGACAAUGGUGCUCAGAGUUUAAAAAGAGUAGUCUCUUUCAUUAAGGCGGCGAGUAAAUUGGUCAAAGCUUUGAAAACUACUGAGGAGCAAACUUAUCUGAAAGCUGACGGGAAGACAUACGCAGUAUCUUGCACAGUUACCACUCCGGACGCGCCGUACGGGAACACGUUUAGGACAGAACUGCUCUACUGCAUAACCUCAGGCCCGGAUCUGCCUACUGGAGAAGAAUCUUCGAGGUUGAUGGUUUCAUGGCGGAUGAACUUCUUACAAAGCACUAUGAUGAAAGGUUUGAUUGAAAACGGAGCACGACAAGGGGUGAAGGAGAAUUUCGAGCAAUUCUCAAGCUUAUUGUCUCAGAGUGUCAAACCUGUUGAUGAGGGGGAGAAGCAGGUGGAAUUAGGAUCUCUUCAGCUGGAACCACAAUCGGACACGAAACUGGCAUUUCAGUAUUUUGCUAAUUUCACUGUGGUUUCUACGUUUGUCAUGGGAUUGUAUGUAAUUUUCCACAUCUUAAUUGCCAGCCCUAGCACAAUACAGGGAUUAGAGUUUAUUGGGCUUGAUUUGCCGGAUUCAAUUGGGGAGUUGAUUGUUUCUGGAGUGUUAGUAUUGCAGGGUACUCGUGCACUGAAGCUGGUUUCAGGAUUUAUGCAGGCAAGAGUUCAAAGAGCCAAAGGUGGUGACCACGGAGUCAAAGCACAGGGAGAUGGUUGGCUAUUGACUGUUGCAUUGCUUGAAGGGAGUGAUCUGGUGGCAGUUGACUCGGGCGAUUGUUCUAAUCCAUAUGUGGUUUUUACUUGCAAUGGUAAAACUAGGGCGAGCUCAAUCAAGUUCCGAAGUUCAUAUCCUAAGUGGAAUGAAAUAUUUGAGUUUGAUGCAAUGGAGGAGCCGCCAUCUUUGCUGAAUGUUGAAGUUUUUGAUUUUGAUGGACCUUCCCAUGAAGCUACAUCUAUUGGACAUGCUGAAAUCAAUUUUGUUAAAACAAAAAUAUCAGAUCUGUCUGAUAUUUGGGUUACCCUUCAAGGCCAGUUUGCUCUAGCCUGCCAGUCUAAGUUGCAUUUGAGAAUUGUCUUGAAUAAUACAAAGGGUAGCAAUGUCGUCAAAGAUUAUUUGUCUAAGAUGGAGAAGGAAGUGGGAAAGAAGAUAAAAUUAAGGUCUCCCCAAACAAAUUCAGCAUUCCAAAAGCUUUUUCAUCUUCCACCAGAGGAGUUCCUUAUCAACGACUUCUCUUGUCAGUUGAAGCGUAAAAUGCCCCUUCAGGGUCGUCUCUUUCUCUCUGCAAGAAUAAUUGGAUUUCACGCAGAUCUGUUUGGACAUAAGACAAAAUUUUUCUUUCAUUGGGAAGAUAUUGAAGACAUUCAAGUCAUUCCAAAGACUUUAGCAUCAAUUGGCAGCCCUAUUGUUAUCAUGACUCUAAAGUCAGGCAAAGGUUUUGAUGCCAAACAUGGUGCAAAGACUCAAGAUGUAGAGGGCAGGCUUAAGUUCCAUUUUCAGUCCUUCGUAUCCUUCAGUAUGGCUCUUAGACUGAUCAUGGCACUGUGGAAGGCAAGAGCUUUGAGCCCAGAGGAAAAGGCACGAAUUGUUGAAGAAGAAUCCAAGGCUAAGAAUCUCCAGAUAAGUGACGAGGACUCUAUGGACAAAAACUUACAUGUGGAUGAUGAGACUGAAGGGAAACACAUACAAAGUGAAGAGACUGAUUUAUCCACGGGAGAUGAUGAUCUCACUAUGUAUAUCGCUUAUUCCUCUGUUCUUUCUAUUCCUACAGAUUUUUUCAUGGAGUUGUUUAGCGGGAACGAACUGGACAGAAGAGUAAUGGAGAGAGCAGGGUGUCUAAACUAUUCCUACAGCCCAUGGGAAUCAGAGAAGACAGAUGUUUACCAAAGACAACUUUAUUACAAAAUUGAUAAAUGGAUAUCACGCUACAAAGCAGAGGUCACAAGCACUCAACAGAAAUCCCGCCUUCCUGAUAAAAAUGGUUGGCUCAUCGAAGAGGUCUUGACAUUUCAUGGGGUUCCACUGGGCGACUAUUUUAAUCUUCAUCACAGGUAUCAAGUUGAGGAUGUCUCAUCAGGAACAACAGGGUGCAAUGUGCAGGUAUACUUUAGGGUGCAAUGGUCAAAAUACAUUAAACAUCAGAAAAGAAUCACCAAGAACAUCACUUCCAAUCUUCAAGAGCGGUUGUUGAUCAUGUUUAGUGCACUUGAGAAGGAGUAUCUCUCGGAACAAUAAUUGGACACGGUGAAACCACUAUUCAUCCACGACUACAACAACUGCCAGUGGGGUUUCUUAUCAACUGAAUCAUACUGCUUGUGAAGUGCCUUAGGUUGGCUUUCCAGAAACAGGCAUUCUCAGGGAGGAGUGCCUCUAUUCUCUCCCGACUGUGCAUCUCAGACGGGCGGUCCUCUAUUGAUGAGAUGGAAGUCUGAGUUGGAAAGAAUGCGGUCUAGGAUGGGAUCCAAAUAUAGGAUGGAAGAAACAUCAUGGCUGCCUUUUGGGAGAUGAAAAGAAGCCAAUUGAGCCACCUCCUUUUUUUGCAUCUCAGCCUAACCUUUUUUAACACAUGCAUCACCAGUCGUUUGGCAGCAAUGGAUACAAAUAUGCCCUUAGAGUUUAUUUUCAGUAGAACUACAUAGCACACUAUUCGACUCAAGUUAUAAAUAUAAAAGCAUUUCCUUCAA
Messenger RNA from Cuscuta epithymum, 4276 nucleotides. The record is from the annotation of a GenBank genome assembly. Lineage: Eukaryota; Viridiplantae; Streptophyta; Magnoliopsida; Solanales; Convolvulaceae.